Molecule: messenger RNA, 946 nt
Organism: Daldinia vernicosa
Lineage: Eukaryota; Fungi; Ascomycota; Sordariomycetes; Xylariales; Hypoxylaceae
Exons: 1
Coding region: 154-546 (130 amino acids)
Source: RefSeq, a predicted model, not a curated record
GAUAAGUAGAUAUGUAGAUAGUAUACGUAAAGCAUUACAUGAUGCAUAAUUAAUACACCUAACGAAUAGACAAGUGAGACGAUGCCCAUACAGUAGUAUCUCGGCGGCCUUCCCUAUUGCUUCUAGAGCUGUUUAGGGAAUUGAUUGUCGUAAAUGGUACUCUGCACAAGUUUUUUUCUCAGGAUUUUCUUGGAUGGUUGGAACAUGCAUAUCUACGUCGUAUGUAUUGUAUUGUACAAUAGCGAACCGGGACCUGUGAUAGGUCAGUUUGACCGCUGGACCACAGGAGGAAGCGAGCCACACAAUUUGCAUAAUUCGUCCUUUUUUGCCAAAGCACUAAGUCGGUGGUGGUUGUGUUCGGCUGCAACAUUGCACAGCCAGUCGCUGAACGCCGUCCAGCCUGCGCGCGACGCGGAGUCCUCUGCGCCAGCCCAUGGUGCCUAUCCAGUAGAAGGACGUGAUGGAAUGCAGGUACGAAUGGCCAGGCGUCGCGCUAUGGAUCACAUUCGUCAUUCGGCGCCUUCACGAGAAAGACUGCGCUUAUAAUUAAGCCUCGGACAGCCUCUUGGACUUGUCGAUUGGAUCACGGACGGCUUGGUAUCAGAUGCUCCAUAGAACCCGGAACGAUAGCCGAUACAUAGGUAGCGAUUAAAAGGCUAUGAAAAGGCUAUGAAGCCAUGUAUUUCUCAGUCCCGAGAAGGCAAAAUAGACUACAGUGUAGGUAGUAGACUUAGACAAUCACAACUCGUGAUGAUGACGUUGACGGCCGGGAUAACCUCCCAUCGACACCACAACGCUGGGUUUCUGCAGAAACCCAAGGUGCAGCCAAACAAACGCUCCGCAAUUGAAAAUUCGCAAACCGCCGAUGAUUGGACUUCACUAAUAGGCUGUGAGCUGCUCAAUGAAGAAUUCAUCUAGGUGAGGUGAGCGUGGUAAGCAUGCGGUA